GAGAGAGUGAGGUGAGAUCUGCUGAGACCUUCGAGAACUCGGGCAUUGAAAAUGGAUUGAAAUUCAAAAUCCGAGGGCCGAUCUUAUAAUUGGGUAUAAAGCCCUCCUCACAGUAUGGAGUUCAACUACCUGUUCAAGGACCUCUCGACCACAGCCCACGUCAGGCAGAGUUACAUCUCGGUCUUCUCUCCAAAGAUCCGGCUGGUCCUCAUCUGGAACUUCUGCUUCGCCUUCGUCGCCUACGUGUCUGUGCUGCUCACCCUUUAUGAGGUGUUCUUUGACACGACGGAGCGCUUCCUGUGGGUCAUCAAGUACUUCCUCGACGCUCUCUUCAUUUUGAACAUCGUCUCCCAGUUCUACAUCGGCUACGAGUCCCAAGGCGUGGUGAUCAUGGACGAGAAAAUGGUGCGGAAUCACUACCUUCACCGAUGGUUCAUCCUGGACGUCAUCUCCAUUUUACCCAUCGAGGUCUUUGCUCUGACGCACCCCGAGUGGAAUAUCUGGGAGGUUUUUCCUUACUGGCGUCUCAAUCGGCUCUUCAAAACCGUGCAGAUCUUCAGGUUUACAACGUCCCUCAGGAAGGUGCCGGAGUUCAACAAAAUCCACGUGGCCAACAUUUAUUUUUUCUGCGUCAUAACGCUCACCCUGCACGUGUUUUCCUGUUUCUGGUACUUGGUGGCCUGCACGGCUCUCCACGACGAAAAGACGAGGAACUGCGGCGGCAAGAAGUCCUGGCCGAGUCUACUGAGACAGGAUGGUGGAUUUAUGAAUAACUUUUCGACUUUUGAUGCCUACGUGACGUCUCUUUACUGGGCUGGAAUCACAUUCACGACAGUCGGGUAUGGAGAUGUCUAUGCCAGGAACGUCAGUGAGAUUGCCGUCUCAGUUGUGCUAAUGUGCACUGGAAUGAUCCUCCUCAGUGGCUUCAUCAUGGCGGACAUGAGCUCCAUCAUCACGAAUUUGGAAGCUCGCAAGGGCAGGUUCUACACCAGGCUGGAAUCCAUCAAGUUGUACCUGGAGGACAUCGGAGUAGCCGACGACAUCAAGAGUUGGAUUUCCAAGUAUUACAGCUACAUGUGGCAUCACCGCAAAGGCGCCGUCAUUUCAGGGUUACUCGAUGACCUCCCGUUCACACUCCAUGCUGAGAUCUCGGUCACGGCAGCCAAGGUGCUUCUGAAGAAGGCUCAUCUCUUUGAUGGAACCGGAGACGGGUUCAAGAGGUCCUUGUCGAUGCACAUUCACCCGUACACCUACAGUGCUGGCCAGAUCCUGGUGAGGUACGGCGAAGUGAGCAGGACCAUGUACUACCUGAAGCAUGGACUCGUCCAGGUGCUCGGUGAAGAUCCAGAAGAUAAAGUGGCCACCUUGUUACCUGGAUGUCUCUUUGGUGAAAUAAAUUUGGUCUUCAGGAUCCCCAGAAACGUGACGCUCUGUGCUGCCACGACCUGCGAGAUUUAUCUCUUACAUCAGGACGACCUUCUGAGUUUGUUCCCUGACUUUCCGGAAGAUGGAGAAAAAGUAAGAGAAGCUGCCAACACGCGUCUUUUUAACUCCAUUUAUCCCCUGAAGGACGCCUUUAAUUUUGGCAUCGCAAGCAACCCGCAGUCUGUGGUUUUUCACAAGAACAUUGCGGACAAGCUGAAGAUUGAAGACCAGCACAUCUUCCAUAGCUUUGUGGCCACCGCCGAGGGCCAGCUGGGCAAACUGCCAGGAGCCGUGAUGAAAACACUGGAAGGGUCCACGAAGAAGGUCUUUUGGAAGAAAACCAUCAAACCUGAUUCCUGGUUUAAAAAGUCGUGGAUGCUUUUCUAUAUUUUGUGCCUCGUGAUUGGAGUGACCCUGGAAACCUGGGUGGUCCUGUUCACCCAAGUCUCAGAAGUGCCGGGUUUUUACUCGUCUCCUUCCAGACUGUUGCUCAUUUUGUUGGCCUACAUCAUUGACACCAUAGCAAUUGCAGACAUCAUCAUCACUCUUCGCACCCAAAUCAUAUCCAGGGAUGGAAACUUGUCAGAUUUAAGGAGCAUCUUCAAGAGCUACAAGGAGUCCUGGAAUGUGUACUUUGACGUCCUCGCUAUUUUACCUUUGGAGAUCUUCUCGUUUGUGCACAAGCAUCAAGUCAAGAGCUGGAACUUACUCGGGCUGCUGAGACUGAACCGUCUUCUUUGGAUCCGAAAGAUUUACAUGUUUUUCGUGAGCAUGGAAAACAAUCCGGAAAAGAACUUGUUCCUGUACAGAGCGAUGAAGAGCGCCUUCAUAGUCUUCUUCUCCAUUCACUUCAGCGGUGGAAUUUACUAUUUAAGCGGCUGUUAUUAUGUUAGCUGUAACAAUGGCACCUGGGUGGAUCGGAUGGGACUGUCCAUUUCUACUGAACCCCAGCACUACUCGAAAUCGAUCUACUGGUCGGCCGCCACCUUGACGUCAGCAGGGUAUGGUGAUGUGAGGGCCUACACGACACUGGAGAAGAUCAUCUGUGUCACCAUCGGCUUUCUCGGCGUCUUUGUCUUCAACUACUUUGUCAGUGAAAUUGGCGCCACUCUUGCCAGCACCAAUGCAGCCAGGGAAGCCUUUCAGAAUCGCAUCAGAGCGGUGGUGCAGUUUAUGGAGGCCCACGAGCUCAGCGAGUCCCUGCAGAUGAGGGUCAUAAAGUACAUGUGCCUGCUGUGGAACAAAUACAAGGGGCAGGCGUAUCCUGAAGGGCCUUUCUUGAUGAAGGAUUUGUCUUCUGAACUCCAGCAGUCUGUGCUCAUGACAGAGAGGGGGCACCUGCUGUCCCGGCUUCCCUUUUUCAGCGAAGCCAACCCGGAGUUCAUCCAGGACCUCGCCUUCGCCUCCGUCAUGUACUUCUACCCCAAAGGCGAAAUCAUCCAGUACAGCGACACGGUCAGCCGGGAGCUCUUCUGCAUACGGAAGGGCAUCUGUGAGAUUUUGAGUGAAGAUCUCGCCAACAUCAUGGGCACCUUUACCCCCGGAAUGUACUUUGGAGAGCUCGGAUUUCUGUUCGGCAAGCCAUCGGUGGUGACUGUGCGUGCGAAAACCGUCUGCGACAUUCUCAUCACCGACUUUGAGCGAGUGCAGUCCAUCCUGCUGAAGUACCCAACUCUGCAGAAGCAGCUCGACUCGCUGCAGGACAACGCCACGUACUGCAAGACCCUCAUGAAGCACGUGGACAAUCUGGUGAAGGAGAAGCUGAAGAGGAAGAACGUCUUUGAAGAGAAAGUGGAGCGGAAGAAGCAGGUGCUGCUGCAAUAUCAGGGGCGACGCUACUGCAAAAAGUCCAACUGCUAUGUUGAAGAUUUUGGGAAUUUUCCGAUUUAUGCUGGGAUGAAGGAAGAAACCGUGGAUGAGAGACUGAGGAAAACCAGCAGGAUUAAGCUGAUCCAGCACCGUCCCUCGUCGCUGAAGGAGAGCGUCGAGUUGUUUCUUCUCACAACGCUGCCUAAAAUAAUCCUGAUGAAGAAUGCCAUCCUGCCCAGUAACCCGCUCUACAUCAGAUGGGAGAUCUUCCGCAUCAUCACCGCCGUGUUUGUCUGCGUUGGCAAUUCUGUCCUGUUUGCUUUUGCGCACACCAGCAUCACCGUUUGGGUCAUCUGCUAUUUCCUGCAGCUGAUCUCCUGGAUUGACAUUUAUGUCCGUCUACACGUCGCCUUCUACCAGGACAACAAGCUCGUCGUGGACACGCUGGAGACUGCGAGAAACUACGCCAGGUCGAGCUUUUUGGUGGAUUUCACCUCGUGCUUCCCCUGGGAGGUCUCCUUUCUGCUCUUCGGUUCUCCGCGUUACGAGGGACAGUUGCUGCGUAACGACAAGGCCCUGCACUUCUACGCACUCCUGAGGACGACGCACAUUCUUCAGCUGUACCGCAUCCCGCUGGCCUUCCACUACUGGCAGUCUGGCAUCGCCACCGAGAAGGUUUCCGUCACCAUGUUUAAGUUCUUCAUCUACAUGGUGUUGUUCAUUCAUUUGUCUGCCUGCCUUUGCUUUGCUGUUGUCUGUAACCCCAGGACGGACUUUAAAAUUAAUCGUAACGAGACGUACACGUUCCCAGUGACCAAACACCAGUGCCAGCCGCAUUCCUGGGUGACGACUAUCGCGUCUCUCUACAUCAUCUCCUUCAAUGACGCCACUUUCUAUGAAGUGUACAGCACAUGUGUGUACUUUGCAGCAGCUACGGUUUUCACGGUUGGCUAUGGCGAUUUGCAUUCCGCUUCUUUAAGAAUGGAUCUUCUCCUUACCUGUCUAAUGGUGGUCGGUGCCGUGCAUUUUGGCUGGAUGGUUGGAGUCGGGACGUCAAUCCUUGCCAAUGCCAAUGCCGCCAGGACCUCUUACUCUGAGAGAGUCUCCUCCAUUCUUCACUUCUUGAAGAGCCACAAUAUUUCAGGGUCCAUACGAAAUAACAUUCUCAAAUACUACGACUUCAAAUGGAUCAAGACCAGCGGCAUCGACCCGGAGACUCUCUUCGACUACCUGCCAUCCUCUCUCCUUGGAGACAUUUCAACAAUCGUCUAUGCGGACCUCAUCACGAAGGCUUUUGGGCUGAAUGUCGCAAAGAAGACCCAAAUGAAGAAGUACAAGAUCUCCGAGAAGUUAACCCCGACCCAGCGCUCGCUGUCUGGAAAGCUGAGUGGUCCCAUCUUACAGGAGACGCUCAGUAAAGAAAGCCUGACCAGCCUGGAGACGGACCGAGGAUUCAUCCGCUUGCUGUCCAAGCAGAUCCGGCCCUGUCUCUUCAGGGCCUACGACACCAUCUUCAAGAGCAACGACUACGCUGAGGAGAUGUAUUUCAUCGACAAAGGGGAGGUGGAGGUCCUUUCACAAGAUGAGAGGCAGGUGAUGGUGACGCUGACGGCCGGCCAGUAUUUUGGAGAAGGCAGCCUGCUGUUCUCCGAGCCACAGAGCGCCACAGUCAGGGCAGCAACAAAUUGCCAGCUUUACGUGCUGACAAAGAAGAACUUUGACGAGGCCAUGAAGUACUACCCCUACAUCCUCUCGGAGAUCAAAGAGGCCGCCCUGGUCAAACAGAAGGAGAUCCAGGAGCUCAAAACCAAACUCCUCGAGCAGGAAAUGGCUGAAGAACAAAACAAAGGCGCCGACGCCAAGGACUCCUCAUUGCUGAAGCUCUGCAUGCAGCACAUGAAGGAACAGGCGGAGAUGAUGGAGUACAAGAGUCUGCCUCUGAGGGUGAAACUGAAGAAGAAAUUCCAGCAGUUUGCCAGGUCGCUCUUGCCGAACCUCAUCCGCAUCCAUAACUUCACGAUUAAUCCAGAGAAGCCGUUCCGGAUCAUCCUGCAGUACACGUCCUGCUUUGUGAACAUCACGUCUUUCUUGAUGCUAACGUACAUGCCAGCCGUCUUUAACAUCUCCAACACGGUGUUUUUGCUCAGCAUGAUUGUGGAGUAUCUGCUCAUACUUGAGAUCUUCCUGAAAUUUCACAUGUGCUACUACGAUGAAAACGGAACCUACGUGUACGAUUACCAGGCCAUAUCCAGCAAAUACCUGAAGAGCAGGUCCGGCUUCAUCUUCGAUUUGGUUUGCUCCUUCCCGAUUGAGUUUCCAGCCUGGAUGGCGGUAAAACAUAAAGAAUACAACACAAUGGGUAUCACCAUGACGAACGUCCGCCUGUUACACUGCAUACGCAUCAUCCGAAUUUAUUUGUUCAUUGAAGACGAAAAGAAAGUGAUUACCAAUAAUAUUCUGCUAAUCCGGGUGAUCGUCUUUGCUCUGGAGAUCAUCCUUUUUGUACACGUGUGUGCGGUGAUUUACGUCAAGAUGGAGUGUCCAAAUCAGUGCAAGCCGGUGGGAUGGUACGUCUCAGAAGACCUUCAAGACUACGCCGACAUCUACUCUUACGCCCUUUACUGGGUGGCAGCGACCUUUACGACAACUGGCUAUGGUGACGUGCGGGCUACAGUUCCCUACGAAAUGUGGUACACGGUGCUGACGAUCGUGCUGUCCAAAGUCAUCGUUGGUUACAAUAUUGGGUGCAUCUCGGCCGCCCUGUCCAACAUGAAUGCCAAGCAGGUGCUGUAUGAGGAGAAGCUGCAGAUCAUUAAGGAGUAUCUGGACAACGAAGGCAUCGGGGGCUCCCUGAAGCAGCGCGUCAUGCACUUCUUCAACUACCAGUGGGCUCGGAGUCAAGGCCUGGACUACAACGUCGUCUUCAGUGACACACCCAACUACAUGAAGACGGAAAUCUUCUCCAGAGUGAGUGUGAAUUUACUGAAGAAGCAAAGAGCUUUCCGAAAAGUGUCCCAUGGAUUCCUCCGACAGCUUUCUACCAAAAUGAAGCUGAUCAGCUACACGACUGGCGAGUACAUUUCACGCAGCGGAGACAUCGGCACCGACAUGUUCAUCAUACUCAAUGGAAGAGCUCAGCUGGAAAGAAAUGGAACCAAGAUGAACAUGUUAGGCCACGGGAAGAGCUUCGGCGUCAUCUUUCUAGUUGAACGAAAAAUGCUGAAGGAGUCGGUGAUCACCCGGAGCUACGUCGACAUCCUCUCACUGUCCAGGGAGGACUUCGAGAAGGUGUCAUCACUCUUCCUGCAAGACAAGAAGAAAAUCAUCAAGAGCGUGUCGGGGAUGCUGAUCAGUGGGAAAGAACAGGACCUGAUGUAG
This is a messenger RNA of Erpetoichthys calabaricus (reedfish), 6612 nucleotides long. RefSeq lists its product as uncharacterized. The record is from RefSeq and is a predicted model, not a curated record. The transcript is spliced from 43 exons. Gene Ontology annotation, molecular function: protein-containing complex binding; voltage-gated potassium channel activity. Bases 115 to 6612 code for a protein of 2165 amino acids. Gene Ontology annotation, biological process: monoatomic ion transport; transmembrane transport. Lineage: Eukaryota; Metazoa; Chordata; Cladistia; Polypteriformes; Polypteridae. Gene Ontology annotation, cellular component: membrane.